AUGUAUAUUUACGAACUACCAUUUGAGAUUAACAAAGAGUUAUGUCGACUACUGGAUAUUGAAGACUAUUGGAAGGAAUUAGCAGGCAAUCAUAUGAAAUAUUCAGCUUUCGAUGUUAAUGACAUAGAACAGACCGCCCGCCGCUUUUCUAUGUCACCCACUAAUCAACUAUUUACACGGUGGGGUCAGCUAAACCACAGAGCAGAAGAACUAUUCAUUCUAUUAUAUAGAAUGAAGCACAUACCAGCACUGAAUUGUCUAGCGCCUGCUGUAAAUAAGGAUUUCCACAAGCUCCUUAAUAAACAUAAGAAUUCAAGCAGUGCUAAGGCAGCCUGUCACACUGCUCUAGUACAAGAUAAAUCACCACAAAAAACAGAUGGCAGCUUUAGCUCAAUACCUUUGCCUGUUAUGUUAAUGGAAAAGGUGGAUGGUGUACAGCAGCCUACUUCAAGUAUACACAAUGGCACCGCACCCAGUCCAUAUGAGACAAGUUCAGAUAUAAGCAAGGAUUCGUCCACUGGAGGCAAGGCGAACAAUGACGAGUAUGAAAUCAUGAAGAGAGUCUCGUCCAUACCGAAGAUGAGUUAUGAAGAACUAAAGGAGGCCACUGACAAUUGGAGUAAUAACAACUUGCUGGGUAGAGGCGGAUUUGGACAAGUUUUCAAAGGUGAAUGGAAACACCUCCCCGUUGCUGUUAAGCGGCUGCAGCGCGAAAACGACGGCCGGAACAAGGAGUUAAUCGCAGAAAUGUGUCUCAACCAGUAUCGACAUGACAAUAUUCUACCGCUGUAUGGAUACUGUUUAGGAGGUCCAGAAGCAUGUCUAGUAUACCAGCUGAUGGCGGGCGGCUCACUAGAACAGAGACUUAGAGGCAAGACUCAUCAUCCGCCGCUCACGUGGUCCCAGCGUUAUAAUAUUGCGCACGGUGUGGCUCGAGGCCUUCAGUUCUUACACACGAUGGCCGGUACCCCUCUUAUCCACGGUGACAUAAAACCAGCCAACAUUCUACUGGAUCAAUGCCUUAUGCCCAAGAUCGGUGACUUCGGUCUAGCUAGGAAAGGACCCUAUGGAGAAGAUAGAACACAUUUAAAAGUUUCAAGGGUAUUCGGCACCCGGCCCUACCUGCCGUACGAGUAUCUGAGCACCCGCUGUCUGUCUCCAGCAGUGGACGUAUACAGCUAUGGCGUGGUUAUGGUUGAGAUGGCUACAGUACUACUUGCGCUGGACAGAGACCGGAAAGUCCAGUUGCUAAGCCAGCAUAUACACGAAAUAGCUAAACUUGGAAUUGAUCCAGCCACGCUAGAGGAUCCAGUAAUACGAGGAACUGCGUAUUCGAACCCGUCGAUGUGCCGCGAGUUCUUUUCUAUCGGACUACACUGUACAAAAUUCAAGCGAAAUGAACGGCCCACUAUGCUGGAGGUUUUUAAGAGACUAAAUGCUUUCCAAACGCCUCAGGCAAACUUCACUUGA
Molecule: messenger RNA, 1470 nt
Organism: Arctia plantaginis
Lineage: Eukaryota; Metazoa; Arthropoda; Insecta; Lepidoptera; Erebidae
Source: the annotation of a GenBank genome assembly